Molecule: messenger RNA, 2090 nt
Organism: Gamsiella multidivaricata
Lineage: Eukaryota; Fungi; Mortierellomycota; Mortierellomycetes; Mortierellales; Mortierellaceae
Product: membrane transport protein-domain-containing protein
Exons: 4
Coding region: 244-2010 (588 amino acids)
Biological process (GO): transmembrane transport
Cellular component (GO): endoplasmic reticulum; membrane
Source: RefSeq, a predicted model, not a curated record
GCCUUCUUUGCCUUUUCACUGCUCAUUCCGUUUUCCUGUUCAUCGUCAUUGCCUCCAUUCACUUUCAUCGCCUCAUCCCUCGGUGCUCUUCGUCUUCACAACCACUUCGCACUCUCUUUUUAAGUAGGACAGAUUUUUUCUCCUUCUUCCUUUAGUGCAACCGUCGUUCGGCUCUCGAUUGCAUCUUCAGCCCCUUCUUUGUACACAAGUCCACUAAAUACACUCGCAUUCUUACAUCGACACAUGGAUCUGUUAAUCUUGGCAGGUGCGGCAGCCGAGGCUGUCAGUCAGGUUCUCGUAGUGGUCGGCUGUGGCGUGGUCCUUUCGAGGUCAGGAUAUCUCUCCCAGUCGGCACAGAAGUCAAUAUCCAAGGUGAACAUGUACUUCAUGACGCCCUGUCUGCUCUUCUCCAAGAUCGCCUCGGCCAUCAAUUGGACCCAGUUCAAGGCCUUCUGGCCCAUACCUGUCUUCUACGUCUUCUUCUCUGCCGUCUCCUGGAUCGUCGCCAAGGCCGGGUCGCGUCUCUUUAGGUUCUCCAAGGAUGAAGAAAAAUUUGUCACUGCCUCGGUCCUCUUCUCCAACACCAAUUCAUUGCCCAUGGCCCUUCUGAUGUCCCUGGCAUACAGUGGUGCUGGAGAUCGGCUCAUGAGGGACGAGAACGAUACCAGUGAGGAUGUCGCUGCCAGAGGCAUCUCCUAUAUCCUCUUCUAUGCCAUCUUUGGAAACCUAGUCCGGUGGUCUUAUGGAUUCACUUUGCUGGUGCCCCAAGAUAAGAAGCGCGAGCCCGAGGAAGCAUCGGACCGGUCACUGCCCGCGCCCUCUGUCCUCAUCAACGUCGACAUGCCGCCCUCCAAACGCGGCCAAUCAUCAAUGCUCACAGCGCCCGCAUCCGACCAGGCAUCCUCCUCGUCACAUCACUCGGACACGGACGAAAGCGAUCCAACUGCAAACCCUAGACUUAACAAGAGCCUCGCUGCUCCACCUACCUGCUCCCUCACUUACCUCGCCGUACCUCCUCGUUUACGUUCGCCCGCCAUUUCCGCUAAAAGCAUCUCCGAGUCUAUUCUCAUGAAGACUGCUACAACGACCUACGAGCGAGUACGUCAGGUGAUGACGCCACCACUCGUGACCGCGCUGGUCGCCCUGUUCAUCGGACUCGUCCCGGCGCUCCACCAUCUCUUUAUGAGCCCACAGUCGAUCGUCUACCGGUUCUUGAUCCGCCCAAUCGAGAGCUGUGGUGCUUCAGCUAUCCCCAUGAUCCUCCUCUGUCUUGGCGCUCAGGUUGUGUACUUUGCAUCCUCGUCUUCCUCCUCUAAUUCAGCCCCAUCGGCGCCGAUGAAAAGCCAGAGGCCUCGGGCAGAGUCUCCGCCUGCGAGGACUGAACUGGGCAUCUACUCUAAAGCCCAAGACGACGAGGAUCAGAGGAGAACAGGAGGAUUCCCCGCACAGUCCAAUGAGACAUACGGCCAAGGUAUCGCGUCCGCUCGCUCGAACGCUUCAUCCUCUGCCACGCUUCUACACUUCAACCAUCCCGAAACGAAUCUUCAGAGUACUCCGCGUUACGGAUCCGUCCCCUUGACCGCUUCCGACGCUUCGGACAAUUACGAUGGCAACGACGACGACAGUGAUGAGGAUCAGGACGAGGCCCUGCCGCUUCUCAAGUCCUCCCCCGAAUCGGCUUCCCAACCACACUACCGGAUCCGCUGGAUCACCCCUAUUCCCUUCAUUCUUUUCACGCGACUUCUCCUCAUCCCUGUGGUCUGCUUGCCCGCAGUCAUCUUCCAUCCUGAGAGUCUUUCGCCCAUCCUGGCUACAGACCCGACAUUUUCUUUGGCCCUGAUUCUGAUCAUGGCAGCGCCCACGGCUAUCAAUCUAACCCAGCAAUGCUCCAUCAAGGGCUUCUUCGAGAAGGAGAUGGCCUCCGUGCUCUUCUGGAGCUAUUGCGUCUUUGGUAUCCCAUGUAUCCUCGGAUGGUCUCUCGUCGGUCUCUGGGCUGCAGGCAGAGAGUAAUCAUCAGACCUCCUUCGUACCAUGAAUUGUAAAUAGUUCACUUUGUCGAGAUUGAAUAAAACCGCAAAAAUAAUUACGCG